Messenger RNA from Carassius gibelio (silver crucian carp), 3584 nucleotides. RefSeq names its product cAMP-dependent protein kinase type I-beta regulatory subunit. The record is from RefSeq and is a predicted model, not a curated record. Gene Ontology annotation, cellular component: cAMP-dependent protein kinase complex. NCBI's taxonomy places the organism in Eukaryota, Metazoa, Chordata, Actinopteri, Cypriniformes, Cyprinidae. Gene Ontology annotation, molecular function: cAMP-dependent protein kinase regulator activity. Bases 165 to 1307 code for a protein of 380 amino acids. The transcript is spliced from 11 exons. Gene Ontology annotation, biological process: regulation of protein phosphorylation.
AUCUUUAAAAUUACGUGUUUCAUUGCGGACCAUAACGUCUGCGUCCAAUCGGGAGACGUAUUGACGUCAUAGCGCUCGCGAGCAGCAGCAGCAGGACCAAACAAGCAACAUCCCCGAGCGCGAGCCCCGCAUCUCCGCCUCGUAACGCAGUGAUAGAAGAUAAGAUGGCCACCUCCUCCUCCAAUCUGGAAGAAGACGAAAGUCUGAAAGGCUGCGAGGUUUUCGUGCAGAAGCACAACAUCCAGCAGAUCCUCAAAGAGUGCAUCGUCAACCUGUGCAUCGCCAAGCCCGAGCGGCCUAUGAAGUUCCUGCGGGAACACUUCGAAAAGCUGGAGAAGGAAGAAUGCAAGCAGAUCAUGGCCCGUCAGAAGUCCAACUCGCAGUCGGACUCUCACGAUGAUGAAGUGUCCCCUCCUCCUCCGAACCCGGUGGUGAAGGCCCGGCGCCGGAGAGGCGGGGUCAGCGCCGAGGUCUACACAGAGGAGGACGCCGUCAGCUACGUCAGAAAGGUCAUCCCAAAGGACUACAAGACAAUGACCGCCCUGGCCAAAGCCAUCUCUAAGAACGUGCUGUUUGCCCAUCUGGAUGACAAUGAGAGAAGUGACAUAUUUGAUGCCAUGUUCCCGGUCACACACAUCGCUGGGGAGACAGUUAUCCAGCAAGGUGAUGAAGGAGACAACUUUUAUGUGAUCGAUCAAGGAGAAGUUGACGUGUAUGUAAACGGUGAAUGGGUGACUAGUAUUGGAGAAGGGGGUAGUUUUGGAGAGUUGGCCCUGAUAUACGGCACACCUCGAGCUGCUACUGUCAAAGCCAAGACUGACCUGAAACUGUGGGGAAUAGACCGAGACAGCUACCGCCGCAUCCUCAUGGGAAGCACGUUGAGGAAGAGGAAGAUGUAUGAAGAGUUCCUCAGCAAGGUGUCUAUACUUGAAUCUCUUGAUAAGUGGGAGAGGUUGACUGUAGCCGAUGCCCUGGAGCCUGUGCAGUCUGAAGAUGGAGAGAAGAUCGUAGUGCAAGGAGAACCAGGAGAUGAUUUCUUCAUCAUUACAGAGGGUACAGCGUCUGUUCUGCAGCGCAGGUCUGAUAACGAGGAAUAUGUUGAAGUGGGCCGCCUGGGUCCGUCUGACUACUUCGGUGAGAUAGCGCUGCUAUUGAACAGACCCCGUGCAGCCACAGUCGUGGCCAGAGGCCCGCUCAAGUGCGUGAAGCUGGACCGGCCACGAUUCGAGCGCGUCCUCGGGCCCUGCUCUGAGAUUCUCAAGAGGAACAUUCAGAGAUAUAACAGCUUCAUUUCCCUCACAGUCUAACCCGACCUUUAUGACAUGCAUCUAAACCUCUGUCAGGUUACUUGGGUGCCUGGUUGCAUAAAAUAAUGUGAAGUACUUCAUCUUUUGCUUAAAUAUUAGCUUAACUCUAGUUGAGUUGCUCUGAACUGGGCUGAAAGUAAAUAAUAAUAAUAAAAAUAUAUAUAUUUUAUGCAGCCAAGCAUCCACUUUUUUUUUUUUUUUUGCAAGAAGCACAGUGCUCCAUCUUUCUGCUCUUUUCCUUUAUGUGAUUUUCUUUUUCUUAUGUGCACUUUGAAUUGACCUGUGCUGUCACAAAGCUUUAUUUCUGCAGAUUAAGAGAGGAAAUGAGUUGCCCAGACAGACUGAUAUGAAACAUCUUCAUGUGGCAUGUGUAAAUGUCAUAUAGUACGUGAUGCAUGCAGACCAGAGAUGCAUUUUGUACACUUGCCAUUGAGCAUUGCACAGAAAGCUAAUAUUACAGAUGGCACAAGUAUAUGAAUAAGUUUACACAGAUGAAAGAGUUUUAUAUCCUUUGCCUUUUAGCUGUGUGUUUAGCGUGCUGUGUUUAACCCCAUGUGGGUCCGAUUGCUGUCUUGUUCGAGAGCUCUGACCCUCUAAUGCGAAAUCUGUUAAUUGAAAAAUGUUUUUUGCUGUUCUAUAGUGAUAUUUUCUUCUUGGCUGUUCCAUCCACCCUUAACCUUCUCUGAGUUGUGCUUCUGCAGCUGGAAUUAAUGGGAAGGGGUUUGUUACAUUUUAAGACACAAGUUUUAAUAUAGGACAGCUAAAAAAAUGGGUGUUUUCAUGAGAGUCUCGCUGAAGUCUUAAUGUGUUGUAAGAGUUGAAUCUGUAUGCUGUUGCUUUUCUUUUAUGCUUUACAGUGCAAUUGUAUUACACACAAAUGAACAUCCACACACAUGCUCUUACAUCCUGAGGCCAUGGCAUGUUUGGGUGAAUCUAACGAAACCUGUCAAGAACAUUUCCAGGUCAUAUUUCACCCCGAUCCCUCCAAACAAACACACACACAAACACACAUAUCAUAGGCUUCAUAUGUGCAGUAUAUACUGAAUGAAGCCAGUUUUUGAACCACUGAGAUUUGGAAUAGUGUUUUUUGUACUACCUUUAGUUUAUGCUAAUUUAAAUUAAUUAAUUAAAAAACAUAUUUUUUUCUGUGAUUCAGUAAAUUAAUUAAUACGUAAUUGAGAAUAAUCGCAAUUUCAAUACAUUUGUGGGGAAUAAAUGGGUAAAAUAUUUUUUUCGUUGUUGUUGUACAGUGUUGAGAAUAUUGUUAAGAAAUGUACACAAGUGUCAUUAAAAUAAUACAAACACAAAGCAAAAAAUGCUCUUAAAAAAUGUGUUUAAAUUGAUUUCAGAAAAAAAUAUAAUUCGAUUUUGGGGUGAAAUGUGACAAGUUUGUUUGUGGUUCAUCAGUUUACCAUAAAGGACUAAUUGAUGUUCCAGAAUUGAUCGGAAAUGGUCAAAAGUAAAUAAAAAAUUUAGAAUAAUUAAAACUAAAGUAAAUUUGUGGGUAAUAAAAUGCAAUAAGAUUUAUUUAUUUAUUUUUUAUUAUUUUUAUUUUAUUUGUAUUGUAUUGUGGAGAAAUGUACACAGUUGUUAUGAAAAUAAUGCAAAAAUAUAACAACAAUGUCCCCAAAAUGGUCUUACAAAGAGGUAUACAUUUAUGAACAUUUUGGGUGAAGUGACAAGUUUGAGUGCAAUUCAUCAGUUUAUUAUAUAGAACUUACUAAUAUGUUACAAAAUUUGUCAGAAAAACCGAACUACUGUAAAUUUGGGGGAAAGCAAUGGGAAUUCAAUAUUUUAGUAGUACAGUAUUGAAAAUACAGGAGGAGAAAUGUACUCGGUCAUCAUCAAAAUAAUGCAAACUUAAAAAUACUUUUAAUGGGGGGAGGAGGGAGGUUGUGCGAUUCACCAGUUUACCCUGAAGUACUAAUGGAUAUGUUUCAAAAUGAAUCAAAAAUGAUCAAAUUUGUUCUUAGUACCUGCCUACAACAGCAUUUUGGCCAUUGGGUGUGUGUGUUUGUCAGUUCAGAACAGAAGUGCUGAUGGUUUUGAGGCAGCCAUUGUAAGGAGAGUUUUGAUUUUUGCAUUUCAGUUUAUUUAGAUGAAUAAGUUGGAGGUUAUUUGAGUGAAUUUGGAAGGAGUGAUUGUGCAUGCUUUGUAUCUGGGUUUUUACAAAAUAAAAUACACCCCCACCACACACACACACACACACACACCAACUUUUACAUGCAUUCUGUGACUCAAAUCUUCAGGCCAAUAAAGAAAAGCUUCCGAACACCA